AUGGUAGCACCAGAUGACGACUCAUGUCAAUCAGGACCAACCUGGGAUUCCGAUGUCGCCGACGAGGAUGGGGAAUUGAGCUGUGUUAAGGGUCUCGAUACCUCGUCUCAGUAUUUGGCGGGAAAAUCGGAAAAUAGCGUUGUUGGUAGAGCCGAUGAUUUCGGUUUAUCUGUCUCGGAUCAGUCGAUUUCUCCGAUGACUGAGACUGAUGCGGACGAUUCUGCCUCUACGGAGUCAGCUUCCUCAUCGUCAUCUUCAAUGUCGGAGAUUGUUUCUUAUGAAUCCACAGAUAUUGUGGAUAAAUUUGAAAAUGAUGUUGAAAAGAAGGAGGUCGUGGAUGAGAAAUUGGUUUCUUAUGAAACUGAGAAAGAGGAAAUUGCGGAGAGUGAGAACGAAAUCAAUAGUGUGGAAGAAGCUGAUGAUGGAAGCAAAGAGGAGAAGAGUUUGGUUAGUGGUAAAGUCGAUGAUGUUGUAGAAGACGAGAUUGCUAAGUUAACUUAUACAGAAUCUGUGCAUUUUGAUAAGACCACUCCAAGUAUUAAAGAACCUAAUGAUGCGACUUUUGAAUCUGAUGGAGUUUUUGAAUCGGUUGCUAAGGAAACAUCAGAGGUAGCCAAAGUAGAACCUGUGGAAAAAGAGGAAUCUUUUGUAGCUAAAAGCUCAAAUGUGGUUUCUGUUGAUGCAAAAGAUGAUGAUUCAGGGGAAGGUGGGUGUGAAAGUGAUGAUAAAACUGAAGAGUCGAGAUUUGGGGGUUCAAAAUCUGUAGAACACUUCUUGGAAGAGUUGGAAAAGGUUUCUUCUGGUAUUGAUGGCCAGAUUGUCACUGAUUCUGACGAGGAAGCAGAUACGAAUGAUGAAGGUGAGGAGAAAACGUUUGAUACUGCAGCUUUGGCCUCGCUUUUAAAGGCACUCACUGCUAAUGGAAGUACAGAUGGUAACAUCUCAGCUGGUUUGAGCUCAUCUUUAAGACAUUUGAAACCUGCAGCAGCUCCACUUGCAAACCGUUCCAACAUCUUCCCCAGUCCUAGUGUCACAACGGGUGAAGAGAGUGAGAUUAACUUGAGCGAGGAAGAGAAGCAGAAGCUGGAAAAGUUGCAGAGCCUCCGUGUGAAGUUCUUGCGGCUUCUGCAAAGGCUGGGGAAGUCAGCAGAAGCUUCAAUAGCAGCACAGGUUCUUUACCGUAUCGCUCUACUUGCUGGUAGACAAACAGGGAAGUUAUUCAGUCUUGACGCUGCAAAGAAACUGGCUAUGGAGUCUGAGGCUGAGGGAAAAGAAGAUUUGAACUUCUCUCUAAACAUACUGAUCCUUGGAAAAUCCGGAGUGGGGAAAAGCGCUACGGUAAAUUCCAUCUUUGGCGAUCAGAAAUCGUCCAUUCAUGCAUUUGGACCUUCCACCACUUCGGUGAAAGUAAUUUCUGGAACAGUGAGUGGUGUCAAGAUCACAAUCAUAGACACUCCUGGCUUAAAGUCUUCUGCCAUGUAUCAAACUGCCAAUUCCAAAAUGUUGUCUUCGGUGAAGAAGGUGAUGAAGAAGUAUCCACCAGAUGUGGUUCUUUACGUUGAUCGUCUUGAUGCUCAGAAUAGAGAGUUGAAUAAUCUUCCUUUACUAAAGACAAUCACUGCUUCUCUUGGUCCAUCCAUAUGGAAAAACGCAAUAGUGACAUUAACUCAUUCUGCUUCAGCUCCUCCUGAUGGCCCAUCUGGCUCUCCUUUGAGCUAUGAGACGUUUGUGUCUCAGUGCUCAUUUGUUUUACAGCAGUCGAUCGCGCAAGCCGUCGGUUUGAUGAUGUAUUCGAGUCCAUUGACGCCGGUUUCUCUCGUUGAGAAUCAUUCCUUGUGCAGGAAGAACCGAGCUGGAGAAAAGGUUCUCCCCAACGGCCAAGCUUGGAGACCUGAGCUGCUGUUAUUGUGCUACUCUCUCAAGGUUUUCUCAGAUGCAAUUUCUCUAUCCAAGCCUCAAGAACCUUUGGGGUCUCGAUCUCUCUCGUCCAUAUUGUCUCUCCCUAAGUUGUUGUCUUGGCUGUUGCCAUUCCGUGCACAUCUAAAGCUCCCUGCAGAUCAAGGUGUUGACUCUGAUAUCGAACUCGACGACGACGUGUCUGAUUCUGAGCAGGAAGAAGGAGAAGGUGAUGAGUACAAUCAGCUGCCACCGUUUAAGCCUCUUCGAAAAACUCAACUUGCUAAACUCUCAAAGGAACAUAGAAAAGCAUACUUUGACGAGUACGAUUACCGGGUAAAGCUCCUGCAGAAGAAACAAUGGAAGGACGAGCUGAGAAGGAUGAGACAGAUGAAGAAAAAUGGGAAAGAUGAGGCUCCUCCACCUGCAUCUCCUCCUGUUUCACUACCCGAUAUGGUCUUGCCAACUUCAUUUGACAGUGAUGACUCAGCUUAUCGCUACCGUUCUCUGGAACCUACCUCAAAGUUCAUUACCAAGUCAAUGUUGGAGUUACAAGGCUGGGAUCAUGACUGUGGAUAUGACAGUGUCAUCGCGGAAUACAGUCACGCCAUAGCGAAACGUUUCCCUGCAGCAGUUUUCGUCAAUAUGACCAAAGACAAGAAAGAGUUCAGUAUCAAUCUAGACUCCUCUGUUUGCGCUAAGCACGGGGACAAUGGUUCCACCAUGGCAGGACUCGUUAUCAGGGAUGUGAACGAGCAGCUUAUGUACGUGGUCAAAGGAGAAACCAAAUUCAAGAACUUGAGGAAGAACAAGACGACUCUUGGAGGCUCGUUGAUGUUCUUCAACGGGAACACUGCGACUUGUUUGAAACUGGAGGACCAGGUCACGCUAGGGAAGAGGCUCGUACUUGUUGGAAACGCAGGGACAAUGCGGUCAAAGGAAGAAUCAGCUUAUGAAGCAAACCUUGAGGUUAGGCUUAGAGAAGCUGAUUUCCCUAUAGGCCAAAACCAAUACGUUUUGGGGAUGUCGCUGACGAAGUCCAAAGGAGAAGGUUUGGCUCUCAGAGGCAAUCUCCGAUCUCAAGUCUCUAUAGGAAGACAAACGAAAGUAGGAGCUUUUGCAAGUCUUGACAACACGAUGACCGGACAGUUCACUGUCCGAACCAGCAGCUCGGAUCAGCUGCAGAUCGCAAUCAUGGCCAUUCUUCCUAUUGCCAGGUCCAUCUACAAGAAGAUUGUUCCAUCAGAAUUGACAGAGUGA
Molecule: messenger RNA, 3156 nt
Organism: Microthlaspi erraticum
Lineage: Eukaryota; Viridiplantae; Streptophyta; Magnoliopsida; Brassicales; Brassicaceae
Source: the annotation of a GenBank genome assembly